AAAGAAUUGUAGUCGUUAGGAACCCUGACAUGACAAAUCAAACUGCAUUUUGAAAUACAUACAACCAGCCAAGUAAACACAAUAACAGUUCCAUCAUAAACAGAUCUUUGGGUCUCUAGCACCAACAGGAAGGAUGCAUGGCCGAGUGAAGGUUAAAUCUACAGCCCAGCAGGAAGAGGAGAAAAGAAAAGAGAGAGAGAAGAAACUGAAGAUAUACGUUGCUGCACGAGAUGCCUGUUUUUCCAAGAGGAAGGAGGGUAUCUUCGACGAUGAGGCUCUGCAGAUUUCCCAGCAGCUCCUGUCUUCCAAUCCCGACUUUGCAACCCUCUGGAACUACAGGAGAGAGAUCCUAAUGCACCUGGAGACUGUGAAGGAAGAGGAUGAAGUGCAAAAGAUUUAUGUGGCUGAGCUCUCUUUUCUGGAGUCGUGCCUCAAAGUGAACCCAAAGUCCUACGGCAGCUGGCAUCACCGUUGGUGGGUCUCAACCCGCCUGCCCAAACCGGACUGGGCCAGAGAGCUGAACCUGUGUGAUCGCUGCUUGAGCCUGGACGACCGAAACUUCCAUUGCUGGGAUUACCGCCGGAUGGUUGUGAAGAUGUCCGGUGUGCCCGUGGAUCAGGAGUUGGACUUCACCGAUCGUUUGAUUGGCUCCAACUUCUCCAACUACUCCAGCUGGCAUUACCGCAGCACCCUGCUGCCGCUGCUCCACCCAGAAUCCCCUGAGCCCACAUCACCGUGCCACAAGCCCCCCCAAUCCUCCACUCCGCCAUCUCCCCAAAUCCUCUCCCACCGCGUCUGUGAAGAGCAGCUCCUGAAAGAGUAUGAGCUUGUACAAAAUGCUUUCUUCACCGACCCCAACGACCAGAGUGCUUGGUUCUACUAUCGCUGGUUGCUAGGCAGAGCUGAACGUGAAGAGAUGAUAAGCUGUGUGUAUGUGUGUCGGGAUGAAGAGAGAGUGGCAGUCGCCUUCUCUGGGCCCGUCAAUGCGCAGGCUUGCGGCCUGCUGCUGGUCCUGGACGGUUUGCCCCAGAGAGUGGAGUGGAGGAGCGUCCACCCGCGCUUUAAACACAGCCCGGUCUGGAUCUGUGAUUUUCCUCCUGGAACGAUAAGCGACAUCCCGAAUGAACACAACCUGACUGUGCACUGGACUGAGAAACCCACUCACAGAGACUGUGCUCUGUACACAGGUCGAUCUGAGAGUUGGUGUCGGGACUCGGCUACGGAUCAGGAACUUUUCAGGAGUGAACUCUCAGUAGAGAAGACCUCAGUGUUGCAGUCAGAGCUGCAAUCUUGCAACCAGCUGCAAGAACUGGAGCCACUCAAUAAAUGGUGCUUGUUGACCAUUAUCCUCCUGAUGAGGGCGCUCGAUCCUCUGGGAUAUGAGAAGGAGACACUGGCUCAUUUCCAAACUCUGAAAGAAGUGGAUUCCAUGCGCUCUGCAUAUUACAGCGACCUGUGCAGCAAGUUUAUGAUUGAAAACACCAUCCUGAAAAUGGAAUAUGCUGAAGUGCGCGUCUUCAGUAUUUCUGACAAGAAUCUGACCACUUUGUGCCACCUGGACCAGCUGUUAUUGGUUACCCACAUCAAUCUGUCCUCCAAUCAGUUGCAGCGGCUGCCUCCUCAGUUCGCCAUGUUGCAGUGCUUGGAGGUCUUGGAGGCUGAAAAUAACUCUAUAGAGAAUCUGGAAGGAGUUUAUCAUCUUCCCAAGCUGGAGGAAGUCAUCUUGAAGAAUAACAAAAUCUCUUCAUUGUCAGAUCUUCAGCCGCUGGCCUCCUGCCCCAAGCUAAAGCGCCUUGAUCUCCGUGGCAACCCUGUAACUCAGACAGCCGACGUGGAGUCGAAGCUGGCAGAGCUGCUGCCCUCAGUCACAGACCUCCUGCUCUGAUCAGACGGGGGCAGGACUCACUGCCAUCACCAUCAGCGCCGCCGUUCAAAUGUCCCUCUGUCUCUGCCGUGUUUGUUUGAGAAAGAGAAAGUGGGUGUUUUUCGUAUGUCUCUGUUUGUUCCCCUCGUUUCGGGAGACUGUCAAUCAUCCUGAUCCCUGAGGCUCUGAAGCCUGAUGCCUCUGGGCAGAAGUCAGAAACCUUUAACACAAACGUUUUCAAAGUCUGAGACUGUGUCUAGACAAAGCUUGGAAAAAGGCAGCCCCUCACCCCACCUUAGUUACACUAAAUUCCUGCAUGCAUAGGAGAUAAUGAUUACGUUAUCUGAGCCAAUAGACACUUAACAAUUGAGCCAAAACAGCCCGACAUGUCUGUUGGACAAACAUUUUAAACUACAUCAAAUACAUAAGAAGGUCAUAAAGCAUGUAUUCGUUUCUGACUCUGGGUACGGGGGGAAACAGUUAAACUACUGUAUCUCUGAACUAUCUGUUUAUCUAAAUCACACAUUUAGGCAAUUUUGUGAUCUUAUUUUCAAAACUAAUGUAAUAAUAAUAAAUGGGAUUUAUAUAGCGCUCUUUUAGACCCAAAGACGUUUACAUUACGAGUAAGGUCGACAAACAUGUAAUGUAAUAGUAUUUCACAACCUCUAAUUGAGCCUUCACUUGCCUCUCUCUUCAAAAACUUCCGUUCAAACACGUCAAACAAUAUGUCUAGAUCUGUCAGUGUGAGUGAUUGGGUAAGUGUGUAUUAACCAAUGUUGCUUUUCUAUGUGCGUGCGUAUGGAUAUCCUUAUUACAACAGAACCAAUGCAUGCUGUAACCCUCAUCAUGGAGUAAAUUGAGUUUAUAUGGAUUGGCAUGAAGCAAUGCUGGCUUAUUGCUUAUAUAAGCUUACAAAUGGUUAUAUAAGAAGAAUAUGCGUGUAACUAAUUAUCACCGCAUCACAUAGUUCUCACACACAUUUUUUGAAGGGUUGGGUAAAGCAUUUAAUAUAUGACACUAUACUGUUGCACAGUGUAAGUCACAGAUCCAGUAAUAAAUCUGCACACAUUGUGUCACUGCCUUCCAAAAAGCUUCUUUGUAUUAUUUUCUGUUAUCAGAGAAAAUGUAAUAUCUGAUCCACAGACCUUCCUGAAUGCACCUUUAUCCCCCAAGCCAUUCACACAUGAGUUGUGAAAAAAUUGUUUACCUUUGUUCAUUUGAUUAAUCUGCUGUAUCGAUUGAUGUUUUUUUUACUCUGAUGCGAUAGGUUGCCUAAGCAGACCCUUCAGGCAGAAACUGUCCUAUGGGAGCGUGUGAACCAAAACAAGCAAACUUGAUCAAAUUUGAAAAAUACCGCAACUUCAUUCAUUCAUUCAUUCAUUCAUUGUGCAAGUAUUUAUUUAAAAAACAUGGUGAAUGUUAAGAGUUAUUGCAACCUCAUGGUGGAACUAGAAGGAAAACUGGAUCAUCAAAGAAAAUACUAUUCAUCCUGAUUAAACAUGACUGUCUGUAGCAAAUUGCAUGGUAAUCCACUCUGUAGUUAGAACACAAGGACAUGACUGGGUCACCAAAGUCAGUAGGCUUUUAUCCUCUGCGUACCAUGAAUAUCUGUAAAAGUGUAAAUGAUCAACCAACAGAAAGGCAUGCUCAUCAAAGAGUCACAGUUAAAAAGUGAUCAAUGUAUGCUUUUUAAGAGUAAUAAACAGGUCAAAUAUG
Molecule: messenger RNA, 3580 nt
Organism: Notothenia coriiceps (black rockcod)
Lineage: Eukaryota; Metazoa; Chordata; Actinopteri; Perciformes; Nototheniidae
Gene: rabggta
Product: Rab geranylgeranyltransferase subunit alpha
Exons: 17
Coding region: 134-1885 (583 amino acids)
Biological process (GO): protein geranylgeranylation
Cellular component (GO): Rab-protein geranylgeranyltransferase complex; cytoplasm
Molecular function (GO): protein binding; zinc ion binding; Rab geranylgeranyltransferase activity
Source: RefSeq, a predicted model, not a curated record